Molecule: messenger RNA, 1126 nt
Organism: Hipposideros armiger (great roundleaf bat)
Lineage: Eukaryota; Metazoa; Chordata; Mammalia; Chiroptera; Hipposideridae
Product: B-cell receptor CD22-like
Exons: 5
Coding region: 142-681 (179 amino acids)
Biological process (GO): B cell activation; regulation of B cell proliferation; negative regulation of B cell receptor signaling pathway
Cellular component (GO): external side of plasma membrane; extracellular exosome; recycling endosome
Molecular function (GO): CD4 receptor binding; sialic acid binding; protein phosphatase binding
Source: RefSeq, a predicted model, not a curated record
UAUCACGUCCUCACAGGUGCAGAAAUCAUGCAGGCAAAAAAGCACAGGGUUCUGUAGAGAGAAGUGGAGGACCCCACAAGGCAAAUAAAUGCCUCAGGGCAGAGUGGGCUGGUAUCUGAUUGAGGCAGUGUCAAUCGACUGAUGGUCCUUCUUUCUCCAUCAGAUAGCGCAGCGACCAUCAGCAAGCGAGUGGCCCUAGGCGUGGUGCUCUGCCUGGUUGUCCUCCUGGUGGCAUUCUGGGGAGUCAAGCUUCAGCGAAGCUGGAGGAGGAUUCAGAGCCAGCAGGAGGAGCUUCAAGAGAAUUCCAGUGGGCAGAGCUUCUUUGUGAGGAAUAAAAAGGUUCCAAGGGCCCCCCUUGCUGAAGGCCCCCACACCCUGGGCUGCUACAAUCCAGUGAUAGAAGACACCAUCAGCUACGCUACCUUGCGCUUUCCUGUUGGAAAUACUGACACACCAAGAAUUGGAGAUGCAAGAAACUCAGAGGCACAGAGACCUUCCCUAAACAGGGACAACACAGUCACUUACUCUGUGGUGCAGAAACCUCAAGUGGGCGACUAUGAGAACGUGACUCCAGAUGUUCCAGAAGACGAGGGGAUACAUUACUCGGAGCUGGUUCAUUUGGGGGUUGGGGAGCGGCCUCUGUUCCAGGACACAGUGGAAUAUGUGACCCUCAAGCACUGAUGGACCAAACCAACAGAAGUGGAGGUGCCUAGGGGCUGCAGGGGCCAGGCUGGUCAUGGAGGUUUCCCAGCUUCUGCAGCUCAGCAGAGAAAGUCACACAGCCUCCCCCCUGCCCCCCCCCACACACACACAUACACACUCACUUAUUGCACCCAGAGUCAGUACAGAGAACUAUGGGGGGCAUGGCCAAGAGAUAGUCUUCCUUCUCAGCACUGGUAAUCCCAGCCAUCCAAAAGGCCUGCCUUUGGUCUGUUCCCAUUCUCCUCUCCACCUGAAACUCAUGUAAACACCUAGCCUGCACUGUACAAAUCCCCCUGCCCCUCCCCAGCCAUCUGCUACCACCCACCCCUGCAAAAACCCCACCCCCAGCUGGCUGUGUCUCUGCUGGGAUCAGCUUGUUGCUAGUUUUUCUUCUUUCCCUCCCCAUCCCCUUGAUACCCCCCCC